AUGAAGACAGCGAACCAGAACAAGCUUGUCAUUCUGCCCAGGAAACCCAAAUGGCAGCGUGCUUCCAAGCCCAAAGUUCGCACCGGCUGCUUAACUUGAGUCAGGCAUGUUAAAUGUGACGAAGAAAAACCAACAUGUCGUCGCUGCCGUGAUGGCCGCGUAAAGUGCGACGGCUAUGCAGCACCUGACAAGGCCAAGCUCCAGGCGCGUGCUGCUGUCUCUGUACCCGUCAAGGCAUAUCCUCUCUCCGUCUUCAACCCUAGUAUCGCGGAAACAUCCAUCGAGAGCUGCUAUUUCCAUCACUUCCACCACUGGACAUCAACACAACUCACCUGUGCUCCCGGUUCAUCAAACUUUUACCUCACAGUUGUCUUACCUUUAGCACAUCAAUGUGAGCCCAUCAAGCAUGCCAUCAUUGCUGUCGGCGCAGCGCAUCGCUUCUUCAUGGCUGGCCAAGACACAUGCUCUCCACUCCAACAACUCAAAGGCUUGGCUAUGUCGCAAUAUCAGAAGGCCAUCUCGCGUAUCAUACCCCACAUGUCACUCGAAUCAGCUUUCGAUAUCCAAUGCACUCUCGUGUGCUGCCUCUUGUUUGUUGCAUUUGAAGGUAUCACUGGCCGAUACGCAGAGUCAAUUCGACACAUUCGUGCCGGGACCCGUCUUCUAUCCUCGCCAAGCCUAGCCUCCAACCCGUUCGAACAGAAAAUUGCAACCAAGCUGCUCGACAUGUUCUCCAGUCUUGGCUGCGAGGCCUCAGCCUUUAUGGAAGAUAUAAUCAUUCCAGACAUACGGACUGGACCGUUUGCUCUGACUUACGAUACAGAGUGUCCCGACGAGCCUUUUCGGGAUCUCGACGAAGCAACGAGCGCACUUCGAAGACUAGAUGUUGAGACGGUCGAAUUGAUAUCGAGCAUGCCUCGUGGAGAUGGCUAUGGUUCUCCAGGGGGCUCAUUCAAUGAUUUGGAUAUCAUCACAAAAACGAUCAUGCAAGAAUCAUGGGAUCAACUUGAAGACCGGUUCCGAGCCUGGAGCAGGCGUUUUGAAUUGACCAAGAAGUACAUAGCCACGUGGGAAUACCAAGAAUGGACAUCGCCACAGCUCAUGUACCUCGAUCUACAACAGCAAUUUUGGAGGUUGAGUAUGUCUCUCGAGCUAGAAGACGAUUCGGAGCCAGAUCCACGGGCCGUAGAGGCCUAUCUCGAUGCCGCGGAGGCUUUUGCACAAAGAUUAAUAAUACCCGGCCAACCAAGUUUCUCGCUUGAUGGCGAUCUAAUUUCCAGUUUGUCCUUUGUCAUCUGGUGCUGCUCUGAGUCUCACCAACGAUAUCGGGCACUGAAUAUUCUUCGAGGUUUAAAUAGGAGGGAGGGUAUGUGGGACAGCAGGGACUUGGCUGAGAUGCAUGAGGCGGCGCUGUCAAUGGACAAUCCAAAGGAGUGGUAUAGCAAGGAGAUCCCUGGCGGCGUCCCUGGUUUCAUGGCUGAGUUGGCCAAGACGUCAUCAAAGUAUGGACUGCAUCGGUCGAGACUCUUGAUGGAAAAUCAUGAUGGUGAGUAUGCCUUGUAG
Fusarium venenatum is the source of this 1563-nucleotide messenger RNA. The record is from RefSeq and is a predicted model, not a curated record. Lineage: Eukaryota; Fungi; Ascomycota; Sordariomycetes; Hypocreales; Nectriaceae.